AUGGCGCCCACCACGGAGGACGCAGUGGAAGAGGUGUCGGGAUCUAGGUCGAUGGCAGAGCGGCGGCGGGAGAGGCGGCGGCGGUCCGAUCCUGAGGUGGCCGGUCACCUAUCGGGGGCCAUCCAACCAGAAGCUAAGCCGUCGUCGCAGCAAGGCAAGAGGAAAGCCGCCCUUGAGCAGUCCGAAGGCGAGGGGCAGAAGAGGAGCCGGCGUCAAUGUGAGCUUGUAACGCUUGAUUAUUCUAUGCCUGCCUCAUCUUUGGUAAAAGAAGUUCAGUUGAGAAGUGUUCGUGAAUCCGUAACAGAAAAGGUUCUCCAAGCAGCAAAAGCUAUUCUUAGUCUCUCAUCUUAUCUCGAUGGCAAACUAAUGACACAGUCAUCCGGUUUUCUUACUGAUUGGAAUAAGGAGACUAGAAAAGGCAUUGUUUUAACGUCAGCUCACAUUAUCUGUUCAAAAUAUACGAGCGAGUGGUCAGGUGCAAAUGAAUAUUCACCAAAUGCUAAGGUUGUUGCUCAUUUGUUAGAUGAGACUACUGUCCCUGCACAAUUGGUUCAUUAUGACAAGCAGAUUAAUAUGGCUCUGUUUACUGUUGGUAUGGAGUCAUGUGCUGAAAUUCUCAAAUUCGAUGAUGUGAAAUAUGGUCAAGCGACAUUAGUGAUGGGUAGAGAUGAAAACCUGAAUUUGACUGUUGAUUAUGGGUUUGUUGGAUUUCAUGGCCCAACUCUAUAUGAACGUCCUCACUAUAUAUAUUCUGGCAUUGGAGGGCCAGUAAUGGACUUCUGUGGGAAAGUUCUGGGGAUGGCUAAUUUUCCAGGACCAGCUUUUAUUCCGUCCUCUAUUAUAUUGGUGUGCUUGGAUAUGUGGGAGAAACAUCAGUGUAUCCCUCGACUGCAUUUUGGGAUGAAAUUUUCACCCAUCAAGUUUCUAGAUCCAAUUCUUGUGGAGAGGAUCUUUCGUAAGUGCAAUGUUGAUUCAGGUCUCAUAGUUAAAGAGGUGUCUAAUGGAUCAAUUGCGGAGGAGCUAGGAGUUAGGCGUGGUGAUAUCAUUACCUCCGUAAAUGGAAAGAGCAUUGAUACUACUGUUGAGCUGGAGAGCUUAAAUUUGAGAAUAUGCAAGAAUCAUCUUGAUCAAGGAGGAACCAUCGGUUCCUGGAGGGACAUACAGGUUGGUACAUUAUUGCACAUUCGGAAAGGUGGUAAAGGAUCAAGUCGCACUUUAAGUCUGAGAUUAAAUGUAACACAUGGCAUAGAGGAGGUGUUUGCAAGUCUUCGGACUCCUUUCAACUAGUAUGAAAUGCU
Messenger RNA from Panicum virgatum (switchgrass), 1298 nucleotides. Its product is annotated as probable periplasmic serine endoprotease DegP-like. Gene Ontology annotation, molecular function: serine-type endopeptidase activity; protein binding. Bases 1 to 1287 code for a protein of 428 amino acids. Lineage: Eukaryota; Viridiplantae; Streptophyta; Magnoliopsida; Poales; Poaceae. The record is from RefSeq and is a predicted model, not a curated record. The transcript has 10 exons. Gene Ontology annotation, biological process: proteolysis.